Cercocebus atys (sooty mangabey) is the source of this 7756-nucleotide messenger RNA. RefSeq names its product calcium-sensing receptor (gene CASR). The record is from RefSeq and is a predicted model, not a curated record. The transcript has 9 exons. Gene Ontology annotation, biological process: regulation of calcium ion transport; intracellular calcium ion homeostasis; G protein-coupled receptor signaling pathway. Gene Ontology annotation, cellular component: membrane. The coding region runs from base 3212 to 6448 and encodes 1078 amino acids. Gene Ontology annotation, molecular function: calcium ion binding; G protein-coupled receptor activity. Lineage: Eukaryota; Metazoa; Chordata; Mammalia; Primates; Cercopithecidae.
CACACGCCGGAGCAGCUCCAGCCUGGGAACAUUGGGCGUGAACGUGGGGGAAAGUAGGGACCACAUUAUAGGAUCAAGGCUUUCCCCGGCUCAGAACUGGACUGUUCGGUGUCCCCUAGAAGGGGCAGCGGGUCACCUACGCCAAUGAACGGGAGUGCACACCAAAACGCCUGCUGUCGGUAGUUUCUUGUGCCUCAGCCUUGCUUCUGCCUGUGAUGUAGUCAGAAAGGACUCGCUUUCCAUGUGUUAACAAGGGGACAGGUAGCUUCACAGAGUGUAUGAAUAUGGAGGGGAGGGCCACAGCGUCAGCUCUGGCCCCAGGGGCCGUUAGUGCCCCUGCAGAAUUCCUGGUCCAAGCCGCCAGAAUUCCUUGGGGACUUUGCUUCAGUGGCAUCAAAUUAGACUGUCAGUUCCCGGGGCCUGAUCACCAGCCUCCGUAUGUAUUUCCUGGGAAGAAAAAGCAUACCAGACUGAUGGAGUCUUAUCAUUAUUUUAACAUUAUAGCUUUCAAUAGAUAACAUGCAUAUAUUUAUUUUUUAAGUCAAAUAAUACAAACAUUUAUCUUCUAGAGGCACUGCCUGCACUAGCAUGUGUCUAUUGCUAUCUCCUUUCUAUACUCAUAGCCUUUCACACUCUACAUGUUCUGUCGCCGUCUUUUGAUUCUUUAUCCAGAAAAUGAUGUCACCACCACUGCCCACAUCCUUUAAUCUCCAGUGUUCCUUCUCGCAACGCCUAUCUUGUCCUCAAAUGUUUUUCACAAGGUGUUCCUCAGGGUAGGGAGCCCACUAACGAGAAGACAUUUCAUUUACUUGCUUCAACUAUCCCAGAGAUCUGAAGAAAAGGCACAUUGGGGAACAGUCCAUGACAAGUUCUAAACACACCUAUCUUUCCCCUUAAACUGGAUCUUCCAAGUGCAGUUUAGGUAGUCUGUUAUUGAGAGGAAAUAAUGCAGGCUGUUUUCUGAAAUGCUCUGGAUUUCCAGAACUUAACACCACAGUAGUUCCUAUUCCUUAAAACAGAACUUCAUCAGUCACACCUUGCUGUUGCUUUUCCCGUCUCCAUUCCAGGAUCCCCUAACUGACAUGCCUAGGAUUUUUUUCUCUGUAGGAACCUGGGACACCGGGUGCUUUAUACCUGCCUGGGAGGUGUUCCAUGAAGGGGCUGAGGGACAAAGCUUUGUGGUGGACAAGGUGGGAGGGGAAGAUGUAGGGGAAGUUGGAGGGGAAAUAGGAAGGAAGAAGCAGGCCAAGACCCUUGAGUACAGAAGACUCCUCAAGCACAGAGCCCUGUCAUUUAGGAACAGUCUCCAUAUAAUUUGCUAAGAGACCACACAUGCGGGUUACUUCCUGCCAACAAUCAGUACAGUCAGCUCUGUUUCAAGACUUCUAUGUUAGGCCAAAACAUAGUAAGUGAAAACAAUCAGCAAAUCAACCAGUUUUUGUCUCUAUGAUAAAACAGAGUGGUUGAAACUAAAUUAAUUAAAAAAUUUUUUUACUGAAUUAGCGGGUUCUUUAGGAGCUGUGUCCAUUGUUUAAAAUCACCUAAUAGGUACUCCAGUCUCCACAUUUUUCCUUUAUUUUGAUUAUCUUUUCAUAUUGCAUAACCUUGAACUGGAUCCCAACCAUGUCAGAAAGUUCAGGCUGAUUAGAAGCUGCCGCUUCUAAGACUUUUUGGUGGGAGAGAGUGGGGAGGAGAGGAUGAGAAAAUAAUGACUGAUCCUUGUGAUAGGGUAGGUGUAUAAUGAAGAGGAAGAAGUUGACUACAAGUUUGAGACUGGUGAGGAGUCGCAUAUAAUUCUUAAGGUAACAGGGCAAUGAGUAAGAAGUAAACAAAAUUGUUCAUCAUUCAUCAUUCAAAAUGUUUAUAGAGUGCCUGGCUAUGUACCAGUCACUGGGAACUAAAAGGUAUAUAAAACCAGGUGAGGUCCCUGCUCUCCUGGAGCUUACAGAUGCUUUGAGGUGGCAGCUGUUAGAAAAAUAAAUAUUGACUAUAUGUUAUUACAGACUAAGAUAAACUGUCUAAAGGAAAGAAACAAAGUUCUUUGAGGGUUUAUACAAACUGAACUGUGAGACCAGGGAAGGCUUUCUCAAGGAGAUCUCCCUUGAGCCAAGAUUCAAAGAUGGAGAGGAAGAUUGAGGAUAUAUUUGUUGUUGACAUAGGACCAGGAUGUAUCCAUUAAGAAUAGUGUUUGGCUGCUAGUCAUUAAGAAGACUGACUGCCAUGUGACAUUUGCUGUACUACAUGAGCACAUAUGCCAACUUGGCAUUUUUGGCACUUUGGGAAAGAAUGCUUCUUUAUCACAGUAUCAGAGUAUCAGUUGCAUUGUCUUCAGUUGGUCAUGGUUUAUCAUUGCUGUAUUCUUGCUUUAUAAUUAAAUGUUUCGAUUAACAUUAUUCUUAUCCGUUUAUUAUACUGUGUACAACAAAAUGUAUGUAUUGCAGUUCAAUUGUGAAUCAUCCGUAUUCCCAUUAAUAAGGUAAAUAUAUAUAACCCUGAUACCAAAUAUGGUUUAUACACUGACUGUUCAAUGUUAUCACUAAAUAGAUUUUUUAACAGGUGAAAAUAGGUGUGGCAGGUGGACUGAAAUAUCUUCCCUCCAUCCCUAGCCACUGCUCUAAUUGGGAGGAUACCAGAAUUUUUCAAUUAUUCUAAAGCUUCAUGAUCCUUUUCAAAGAUUCACAUACAGCUCUUCAGUAAAGAAAAAAAAUCACCAAUUGCACUGAUGCUGUAAAUAUAAAUCUCACAAGUUGACUGAAUCCAUGACUGCAGAACCCACAUAUGUGGAGGACCAAGUGUACAUGUUUAUUUUAUUAAAUUUCAAAAACAAAAAAUAAAACAGGGAAGAAACCAGAAUUCCAUCACUGAGAUCUAAUCAUCCUUAACAUUUUGCUGCAGCGGAGGCACAGAUUUGGCUUACAGCUUCCUAACACUCAAGACAAAGAGGAAAACAGGAGAAGAGAGAAGAUUUAAGGCAUCACAGGAGGCCUCUACAUGAUGUGGCUUCCAAAGACUCAAGGACCACCCACCUUACAAGUCUGCAAUGAAGAAGGCAGAAAUGGAGAUUCAAACACCACUUCUUCUAUUCUUUUAUUAAUCACUCUGUAGACAUGUGUCCCCACUGCAGGGAGUGAACUGCUCCAAGGGAGAAAACUUCUGGGAGCCUCCAAACUCCUAGCUGUCUUGUCCCUCGCCCUGGAGAGAAGGCAGAACCAUGGCAUUUUAUUGCUGCUUCUGGGUCCUCUUGGCACUCACCUGGCACACCUCUGCCUAUGGGCCCGACCAGCGAGCCCAAAAGAAAGGGGACAUUAUACUUGGCGGGCUCUUUCCUAUUCAUUUUGGAGUAGCAGCUAAAGAUCAAGAUCUCAAAUCAAGGCCGGAGUCUGUGGAAUGCAUCAGGUAUAAUUUCCGUGGGUUUCGCUGGUUACAGGCUAUGAUAUUUGCCAUAGAGGAGAUAAACAGCAGCCCAGCCCUUCUUCCCAACUUGACGCUGGGAUACAGGAUAUUUGACACUUGCAACACCGUUUCUAAGGCCUUGGAAGCCACCCUGAGUUUUGUUGCUCAAAACAAAAUUGAUUCUUUGAACCUUGAUGAGUUCUGCAACUGCUCAGAGCACAUUCCCUCUACGAUUGCUGUGGUGGGAGCAACUGGCUCAGGCGUCUCCACGGCAGUGGCAAAUCUGCUGGGGCUCUUCUACAUUCCCCAGGUCAGUUACGCCUCCUCCAGCAGACUCCUUAGCAACAAGAAUCAAUUCAAGUCCUUCCUCCGAACCAUCCCCAAUGAUGAGCACCAGGCCACUGCCAUGGCAGACAUCAUUGAGUAUUUCCGCUGGAACUGGGUGGGCACAAUUGCAGCUGAUGAUGACUAUGGGCGGCCAGGGAUUGAGAAGUUCCGAGAGGAAGCUGAGGAAAGGGACAUCUGCAUUGACUUCAGUGAACUCAUCUCCCAGUACUCUGAUGAGGAAGAGAUCCAGCAUGUGGUGGAGGUGAUUCAAAAUUCCACGGCCAAAGUAAUCGUGGUUUUCUCCAGUGGCCCAGACCUUGAGCCCCUCAUCAAGGAGAUUGUCCGGCGCAAUAUCACAGGCAAGAUCUGGCUGGCCAGUGAGGCCUGGGCCAGCUCCUCCCUGAUCGCCAUGCCCGAGUACUUCCACGUGGUUGGAGGCACCAUUGGAUUUGCUCUGAAGGCUGGGCAGAUCCCAGGCUUUCGGGAAUUCCUGAAGAAGGUCCAUCCCAGGAAGUCUGUCCACAAUGGUUUUGCCAAGGAGUUUUGGGAAGAAACGUUUAACUGCCACCUCCAAGAAGGUGCCAAAGGACCUUUACCUGUGGACACCUUUCUGAGAGGUCACGAAGAAAGUGGAGGCAGGUUUAGCAACAGUUCGACAGCCUUCCGACCCCUCUGUACAGGGGAUGAGAACAUCAGCAGUGUUGAGACUCCUUACAUAGAUUACACGCAUUUACGGAUAUCCUACAAUGUGUACUUAGCAGUCUACUCCAUUGCCCAUGCCUUGCAAGAUAUAUAUACCUGCUUACCUGGGAGAGGGCUCUUCACCAACGGCUCCUGUGCAGACAUCAAGAAAGUUGAGGCGUGGCAGGUCCUGAAGCACCUACGGCACCUAAACUUUACCAACAAUAUGGGGGAGCAGGUGACCUUUGAUGAGUGUGGUGACCUGGUGGGGAACUACUCCAUCAUCAACUGGCACCUCUCCCCAGAGGAUGGCUCCAUCGUGUUUAAGGAAGUCGGGUAUUACAAUGUCUAUGCCAAGAAGGGAGAAAGACUCUUCAUCAACGAGGAGAAAAUCCUGUGGAGUGGGUUCUCCAGGGAGGUGCCCUUCUCCAACUGCAGCCGAGACUGUCUGGCAGGGACCAGGAAAGGGAUCAUUGAAGGGGAGCCCACCUGCUGUUUUGAGUGUGUAGAGUGUCCUGAUGGGGAGUACAGCGAUGAGACAGAUGCCAGUGCCUGUAACAAGUGCCCAGAUGACUUCUGGUCCAAUGAGAACCACACCUCCUGCAUUGCCAAGGAGAUCGAGUUUCUGUCCUGGACAGAGCCCUUUGGGAUUGCACUCACCCUCUUUGCCGUGCUGGGCAUUUUCCUGACAGCCUUUGUGCUGGGUGUGUUUAUCAAGUUCCGCAACACGCCCAUCGUCAAGGCCACCAACCGAGAGCUCUCCUACCUUCUCCUCUUCUCCCUGCUCUGCUGCUUCUCCAGCUCCCUGUUCUUCAUUGGGGAGCCCCAGGACUGGACUUGCCGCCUGCGCCAACCGGCCUUUGGCAUCAGCUUCGUGCUCUGCAUCUCGUGCAUCCUGGUGAAAACCAACCGUGUCCUCCUGGUGUUUGAGGCCAAGAUCCCCACCAGCUUCCACCGCAAGUGGUGGGGGCUCAACCUGCAGUUUCUGCUGGUUUUCCUCUGCACCUUCAUGCAGAUUGUCAUCUGUGUGAUCUGGCUCUACACCGCGCCCCCCUCAAGCUACCGCAACCACGAGCUGGAGGAUGAGAUCAUCUUCAUCACGUGCCACGAGGGCUCACUCAUGGCCCUGGGCUUCCUGAUCGGCUACACCUGCCUGCUGGCUGCCAUCUGCUUCUUCUUUGCCUUCAAGUCCCGGAAGCUGCCAGAGAACUUCAAUGAAGCCAAGUUCAUCACCUUCAGCAUGCUCAUCUUCUUCAUUGUCUGGAUCUCCUUCAUUCCAGCCUAUGCCAGCACCUACGGCAAGUUUGUCUCUGCCGUGGAGGUGAUUGCCAUCCUGGCAGCCAGCUUUGGCUUGCUGGCGUGCAUCUUCUUCAACAAGAUCUACAUCAUUCUCUUCAAGCCAUCCCGCAACACCAUCGAGGAGGUGCGUUGCAGCACCGCAGCUCACGCUUUCAAGGUGGCUGCCCGGGCCACGCUGCGCCGCAGCAACGUCUCCCGCAAGCGGUCCAGCAGCCUUGGGGGCUCCACUGGAUCCACCCCCUCCUCCUCCAUCAGCAGCAAGAGCAACAGCGAAGACCCAUUCCCACAGCCCGAGAGGCAGAAGCAGCAGCAGCCGCUGGCCCUAACCCAACAAGAGCAGCAGCAGCAGCCCCUGACCCUCCCACAGCAGCAACAAUCGCAGCAGCAGCCAAGAUGCAAGCAGAAGGUCAUCUUCGGCAGCGGCACGGUCACCUUCUCACUGAGCUUCGAUGAGCCUCAGAAGAACGCCAUGGCCCACAGGAAUUCUACACACCAGAACUCCCUGGAGGCCCAGAAAAGCAGUGAUACGCUGGCCCGACACCAGGCAUUACUCCCGCUGCAGUGCGGGGAAGCGGACUCAGAUCUGAGCGUCCAGGAAACAGGUCUGCAAGGACCAGUGGGUGGAGACCACCGGCCAGAGGUGGAGGUCCCUGAAGAGUUGUCCCCAGCACUUGUAGUGUCCAGUUCACAGAGCUUUGUCAUCAGCGGUGGAGGAAGCACUGUUACAGAAAACGUACUGCAUUCAUAAAAUGGAGAAGACUGGUCUAGGGAGAAUGCAGAGAGGUUUCUUGGGGUCCCAGGGAUGAGGAAUUGCCCCAGACCCCUUUCUUCUGAGGAAGAAGGGAUAAUAGACACAUCAGAUGCCCCAAAUUUAGUCACACCAUUUUAAAUGACAGUGAAUUGACCAAUGUUCUCUUUAAAAUUAAAGAAAGAAGAACCUUGUGUUUCUGUGGUUGCAUUUCAAAUCAUUGAGAUCUCCAGGGUCAGAUUUGCUGUUUGCCCACAUCUAAUGUCUCUUCCUCCGUUCUGUCCUACCCAACAGCUCAGAGAUGAAACUACGGCUUUAAACUACCCUCCAGAGUGUGCAGACUGAUGGGACAUCAAAUUUCUGCCACCACCAGAGCUGAGAAUCUGAAAGACAGAAUGACACGUCCUGCCCAAUGCCUUGACAACUGACUGAACUUUAAAUGUUCACAACAUAAGGAGAAUGUAUCUCCUCCUAUUUAUGAAAACCAUAUGAUAUUUGCUCUCCUACCUGCUGCUGCUAUUGUGUAACAUCUGGAAGGUUUGCACCCCUCCUAUACCAUAUGUCUGGUUCUGUCCAGGCCAUGACAGUGAUGCCAUGUUUAGAUUCCAGGAUCACAAGAAUCACCUCAAAUUGUUAGGAAGGGACUGCAUAAACCAAUGAGCUGUAUCUGUAAUUAAUAUUCCUGUAUGUAGUUUUAUCCUUAGGAAAAUGCUUCUGUUGUAAUAGUCCAUGGACAAUAUAAACUGGAAAAUGUCAGUCUGGUUUCUAUAAGGCAGUAUUAUUGAGCUCUAUUUCCCCACCCCACCAUCCUCACUCCCAUAAGCUGAGCCUUAUGUGAGCCCCUUCAGGGACUCAAGGGUCCAGAAGUCCCUCCCAUCCCUACCCCAAAGAAUUCAUGAAGCCAGAUUCACCCUGUCCCUGUGCAGAGUAAGCUCCCAACUAUUGGCCUGCUAAUAGCUGCAAGGGUAGGAAAGCAUGGUUCCAAGAAAGAUCCACCCUCAAAUGUCAGAGCUAUGUUCCCUCCAGCAGUGGCGUUAAUACUGCUGGUCACCCAGGCUCUGGAGCCAGAGAGACAGACAAGGGUUAAAGCUCUGUCUUGGUUAUUUGCAAGCUGGGUGACUGUAGGCAGGGAACCUUAACCUCUCUAAGCCCCAGCUUCUUCGUCUCUAAAAUGAGGACAGUAAUCAUUCUUUCCCCUCAGAGCUCUGAUGUGGAUUAAAUGAGAUAAUGUAUGUAAAGUACUUUAGCCUGGUGCCUAGCACACAAUAAGCAUUCAAUAAAUAUUAGUUAAUAUUAUUAUUACUGAUA